UUAGAACAUCACGAAGCAAAGUUCUUUGAAGAUCACAGAUUUGCAUGGCACAGCUGGAUAGCAGUAACGAAGAUGUCAAAUCAGAGUUGCCAGCUGCUCACUUUAAGUCACUAGAAAAUACGAGUGAUUCAGAUCGGACAGAGAAGGAAAUUGACAGGAUUAUUGCUGAGACCUUUAUGUUAACGCCAGGAUGCUCUGAAGCGGUGUCGUCAGUCCUCGAUUCAGUUGUCAACGCUGGCAGUAGCGGAUCACAUGAGUUUGAAGAUGAAGAUCCAGAAACUUUGAGCAUGCGGCUGAAUCUCAUCGAAUCCCUUCAAAACAAGCUCAAAUCAGUUGAGAAAGAAGAAGGGGAAGUCACUGAUGAGGAUGCGCUGUCUGGAGGGAUUUGUCCUGAAGAACCUCCAAAGGUUACGACAUCCAACAAAACACAUCAUGAUACAUCAUCAAGAAAGCGAAGUCAUAGAAGCGCUGACUCUAAAAGCAGAGAAAAACGUCGAUCAUCUGAACGAAGAACGUAUAGAACGAAUGAAAGCAGCAAGCAUCGUUCAACUCCUCGUGCUUACAUAAGUUUGGGAAAAGGUUCAAAACCCAGAGAGCCGGACCGAAAAACAAGAGCAUCAUACUCAACUCGUUCGCGUCGUUCGAGAAAGUCAGAGCAUGACAUCACCAAGGGAAAAAGCGAGACUGUCAAGGCAGGAGUCACUGAAUUGUCUAUCACGCUACCUGUUGAACAAAGCAGUUCUAAAAAUAGUGGGAUAGUGGUUACUACAGCUAGGGACCAACCGAGGCUAUCUUCGGAACGAGUUGUGGACACAUCGAAGUCUCAUACGGGUGGAGAGAAUCGCUGUAUCAAGAGAGUUGGGGAUUCGGGUCCUAAUCUCUCAAUUACUGUGAAUACUUUUUCUGAUGCCGCUCGACCUGCCAAUGACCGAUCGCACUUGCAUGAUAGUGGCUAUUCUUCGCAAAGUGGUUCGAGUAUUCCACGUCCACCGCCCAGAGUUUCUCAUCGCACUGUCCUUGGCGAGGGACCAGAUGACGACACGGAUAUCCCGUUGCCACCGCCUCCGCUUCCUCCUCGUACAAUGACCGUGUCACCCCCGAUUCGGCAUGACUUUGUGUUGUUGCCACCUCCUCCUGCUCCACCAGUAUUUCCGCAAGCUAUGGAGAAGAGUGGGACAUGCAGUCCUUCUUCCAUUACCGUUCAAGUUAGGGAAGGUGGUGGACGUGUUGCUCAGAUGUCUUCAAGCUCCCGAACAAAGGAUACUGGGAGGCAUCCGGAGAAAAUACGUUCGCCUGAACAACCUCCACCACCUCCGCCUCUGGAUCGUUAUCCGGAUAAUUACGAAGACGUUGGAAUGGAUGUGGAAUCAUCGAGAUCCAGCCUUGUAUCAAAUCUUGAUCAUGAAGACGAAGCAAACUCUCCACCUCGCCAUCGUUUGAUUUCUGAUGCAGAUGAAGAACAGUUGCGUCAAAUGUUGCUAAAUCAGGUGAUUCUUCAUAGAAAACGCUUAGCUGAAAGUACUACUCAAAGUAGUGACGUAUCGUUGUUUGAUGGUCCCGGUGAUGAUAACACUCAAAAUCAGUCAAGGUGUUCAAAUGAGGAGAUGCCUCAUAGAGAAGCUCCUGCAAAAGGAGAACCGACAGAUAUAUCCAAUACACCUGCGCCAGAUAUCAGGAUAAAUGGUUUGAGCAACCCUACAAAGAACAGUUUCCGUUUAUAUGAACCGCCAUGCAAGAGGAGAAAGGACAAUGUCGUUGCAUCGGAAGAAUUUUACUCUCUGAAAAGUCCUCCUGUCAGUACCUUGACAGCACUAGAGGCACAACUCAAAGAACAUCAGUCGGAGUUAGAUAUUUUGGAUAGUAAAAUCAUGGAGCAUAUGACAACGCUCGACACGUCGUUACAUAGAAGAACAGAGCUUAGGAAGCAACUAGCUGAACUAGAUGCAGAUAUAGAUGCUGAAAGAGUAGGCUGUCGGCUUCUGAUGCAGCGACGGAAUACAAUAAGACGUGCUGUUGAGCGAUGCGAAGAACUCAAAUUGGAUCUUCUGCUAGAGAAUGAGUGGCAACCUUCAAAUGGAACAGAAACUCAAAACAGCGAUGAAACAUCACCGAUAGAAGACGCCCACUCUUCUUUGCACAUCGAGGAGCCAUUGAAUAGAUCAUACAGCGAAAGCGUGGAAAGACCCAGCGAAGAGAUUGUGGCGCGAGAGCAACCAGAGCCUCAUAUUGAAGAACAAAUGCGGCUGAAGCUUCUUGCUAGGAUGAGAAAGGACUUCCCUGCGAGUACGUCGCAGGACGGAGACGAAGAAGGUCGGAUACCAUCUGUAAAUGAAGAGGAGUCCUGCAAUCAGUCAACGCAAACGAUAGAAAGUGAAGGAGUAGAGGAAACAGUACCUUUAUACAGGUUGGAUAGUUUUCCCGAACGUCUGAAACGAUUUGUUGGUAUACCCCCCGAUAUGUCUGUCAUGCCCAUGGAUUGUCCCCUAGAAGUCUCGGGGGAAAAAUGUUCAGAUGUCUUUUGCCAGUCAAAACAUUCGAUAGACGAGGAAUUAUCAGUGGAUGAUGUUCUUGGCAUGAUGAUCAAGUACGCCCCUGGAUUGGUUGACUCCAUGGCAGAUGCUGAUUUAACGAGGCAAGUGGACACAUUGAGAGCAAGACGGUUACCAGAUGAGCGAUUUGGGUUAUUUGCUCGCCGGCUCUUGGACGGACUACCCCUCGACAAGCGGCCGAAAACAACCGAAGAAGUCCAAGAUACCAAUGAGGGACGACAUCAAGUAUCAGCAUGAGCAAAACAGCAAUGAUAGCCAAGUAUGGUAGGUUUUAGUAAAGGAUUCAAGGGAAAUGCCAUACGCAGAGAAUUUUUAUGCUAUGAUAAUUUUCUUUCCAACAAUCAGUGCUUUGCGGUUCUCGCUAUGAAUGCGGGUACUGAAUUGGUGUAUAUGUACAUCAGAUCUUAUAUUUAUGUAAUAAAUAAUCGUGAUG
Messenger RNA from Cylicocyclus nassatus, 2982 nucleotides. NCBI's taxonomy places the organism in Eukaryota, Metazoa, Nematoda, Chromadorea, Rhabditida, Strongylidae. The record is from the annotation of a GenBank genome assembly.